UUAUAUCCUUCUGACAUUAAUUCUUGUCCUGUCAUUGAAAUACAUAUUUUUUAUUAUUAAAUUCCUCUAAUGCUUUUUAGUUUCCCUAAUCUUAAUUUUGAAAAGCAAAUUUUAGAAAAGCACUUCAAGGGGCGAAUUGAAUUAAAUUAAAAAGUACAAUAUUGUAUUUUCUGACAAAUUACAUUUAAUAAUACAAUGUAGUUCAAGAGUCAUCUAUAUAAAAGUCUUUACACUUGCCACAACCGUGACUUUCGAUUCAAAUGGAUAUCGAACUUAUUUUACCUUGACAGUGCACCUCGUGCCUCUUUGCACUUUUAUUAGCAAAGGUGCGGGGGUGAAAAAAAAUUAUAACAUAGUUUGAUGAAUAUUAUUAUUAUACAUCAAUUCUUAUACAUCAUCUGUUUCAUACGUACAAAUUUUCAAAUUCUAGGAAGUACUUUGCAGCUGGAAAUGAUAUGCAAAAUACUUUUUUUUUCUAAAUUACAUACCAUAGUUGAGAAAGUAAACAUAUUUUUGAAAUUUAAAAAUCCAUAUAUAAUAGAGUUGAAAAAUAUUAACAUAAUAUUCUUCAGGUGUUGUAAAAACUUUUGUAACAAAUGUUUCUGAAUAUUGACAAUAAUUUGAAUAAUGAUGUGAAAUGUGAGUGUCGUUUUGCGACUAUGUAUUAUUUAAAGUGACAAUGAGAGAAUGUUUAUUUGAAACAUCGAGAGAUGAAACGUAGGAAGACAUGGAAGAGUGGUGUUCUCAACAUCCAUGACGGGAAUGAUAAUUUUGGGGCAUUUAGAGCCCCGGAGGAACUUUGAUAAUCCAUUUGUGCAAUCUUUGACGAAUAACAGUGAUUCUGAUAAUUGUUCUGUUCAAUAUCGGAAGACCUGGGAGAAAAUGACAUCUGCUUCUCAGCAAGGACAACCCAUUCAGUUGACACCACUUUGGGAAUAUGUGGUACGAACUCGAAAGUUUCCAUCGAACAUCGAUAUUCAGAUGACGUUCGAAGAGAUUUCGGAUAGAUUAAACGAUCCUGAAUGGGAGGUUCGCCAGCACGCUCUUCGGGUUCUAAUUGAUGUGCUACCAACCCUGGAAGGUGAUACAGUGGAUCAAUGCAUGAAAUCCGUAAUACCAGAGUUGGUGAACAAUUUGGGAAAUUCUGCACCAGCAGUAAGGAAAGGAUCUCUAGAUGCUUUGAGAGUUUUCCUUCUGCACAGUACCGACAGGGACAAAAUGAUCAAAAUAAUUUUACAGGAAGGAUUAAAUCGUCCGAAUACUUUGGACAAUUUCCAAACGAACGUCACAAUCGGAGUACUUUUGAGCAUACCAUUAUUGCUAUUCCCAUCGAAAGGAAUUUCCAGACCAUCAACACAAACUCUGAAGGAAGCGACCCAUUCCCUCCUUUCUCAUUUGAUCCAAGUAACACAUCAAGAAGCAGCACUUAAAUCAUUAAUAAAAAUCCGCGAAUUCGUUGGAACGCAAGAAUUCGAUUUCUACCUUGAAGGAAUCGAUAACCAAGUGAAAAAUGAUUUCGAAACACUUUGCGAUAUCUACCGGAUAAAAUUGAACGGAACUAGUAAAAGUGAUGAGGAUAUUAGGAAUACGUCAAAUAAUAGGGCAAUUUAUAACAAUUCACAUGUUGAUUUUAAGGAUUUGAAUAACGACAACAAUCCGUAUUCUAUGAAAGAAAUAUGUGAAAGUGGUAGCGAUACUUCUGGAAUUGUCGAAGAGGAUGAUGAAACCCUAUCUGGAGCAAUACCCCCUUCGCGUGUUGUACUCGAAACGGAAAUUAAAUUUAAUGAAGAAACCGCUAUUACAAUGACUAUCCUUGAGGAAAAGGAUCAGAAUAGUGACGAAUCGGAUGAUGACGACAACGAUUCUGAUGAGGAACAUGGAGAUUGCAGUUUGGAGCAAGAUUUUUCAUUGGAAGAAUUACAUAAAACCCCCAGGCGAGUACACUUUGGCGGAGAAAUCGUCAAACUUCGCACUCCAGACAGUGAUGAUACCGUUCUCUCAGUGAAGAAAACCCCAAAGACCAGAAUUCCAUUACCAAUAUCACCAGCGACGAAAAUGCCCCAAUCGGAUCUAAAACCCAAAGCAUCGUCUCAACCUAACAGUCCAACUCACAAACGUCUUCAUAAACCCCACCGUUCGCACUCCAGCAGUCCCAGAAGGGAAAUCUACAUACACAACGCAAAUCUAAGUCCUAAGAAGGGAAUACUAACCAGAACCAAUAGUCCACUAUUCUUUGAUUUCAUCAGCACUUCUAGAAAUUCAAGGAGGAAGAGUUCGGGCAGAAGGGGCCGAGUGGAUUCAGUGGAUAUUCUUGCUCAAAGGCAGAUGGAGAGGAAUUUCCAGCAGGGCGAAACAAUCUAUCAGCAGAGUGAGGGAAAAGCAUUUCACGUCUGUCCCGAGACGGAGAGAAAUGAUGGGGACGAACAUCAUUAUCCAAAGGAAUCUCCAAAGAAAAGAUCAGAAUCUCCCAAUGAUUCUUUCAUUGCGGAAGCAAGUCGCUUUACCGAGAGUGCAAAAACCAGACCAUCACGAAGAAGAAGUUUAGCAAUAGCAGAAGAGGUACCUACUCUUUCUACACUCGCAACCGUUUCGUCACCUCAAUUAGAAACGAAUGGAGAUAUCGACCCGGAUUUGAAUCUUCCCGAGUCUAAAAAUUCCAGUCCAACCCGAGGAUCCCCAAGUCGUAGAAGGUCUUCCAGUUUCGAGGUGUUUCCACGUCAAGAAAGAAACUACAUUCUUAUGGAAUUAUCCAGUCCGGUGAAGCAGAAUAAUCAGAAGAAGGACUCAUCACUAGAGGACAAUUCCCCAUUUGGUUCUAUUGUUAAUCCUGACAGUGAUUUUGAUUCGAACGAUAAAGACACUAUUGUGGCAGAUAUUGAUGUGAAAGUUAAAUUGGAGUCUAAUGUUGUUGAAGUGAAAGAAACUCCACUAAUCGAAGAAAGUUCGACAGUAGAUGAUUUUAAACUAGACAAGGGUAAAGUAGAGGAGGUCUUGUUGGGUAAUAUUGAAAAACGUGAAUCAUCAGCUGAAAAACAUGGUUCAGUUGUUGAGAAACAGGAUGUGCAGAAUGGUGUCCCAAUUCCUAGUGAACGUAAAUUACAAGCCACUGGUGAAAAAGUGACCCCUAAAGUUCGGGAUACAAAUUUACCAGCGAAGAGUGAUUUGAAGAACAACGAACGUAAUUGGGAAGAGCUGGGUUUGGUGGACCAAGAAGUUCUCCAGGACUUGCACAAUAAGGAUGACUGGAGGGCUAGAGUUCGGGCACUGGAACGAAUUGCAUCAGUUCUCAGAAGAUCAUCAGCAUUGGUUGCUAUCGAACCUCGAUUAGGAUCGCUCUUGCAUGCGGUACUAGGAGGAGAAAGAAGUUGCAGAGUUGCGGCAGCUGGUCUUGAUGUUGCACGGGUUGUACUGACCGGAGUUUCUGAAGACGCUCUUAAACGAAGACUGUCAUUAAUUGCUUGGGGUUUGGCUCGACAAGGUGGCCCCAAUGCUGCUCAACUUGCAAGAAUUGCAAUGCUUAGACUGAGACCCGCACUUUUUUUAGAGCAACUAAUGCAACCUCAAUGUAUAGGCGCUAGAAAUGCAAAGACAAGGGAAAACACAUUGCAGUUGUUAAUAUUUUCUUUAGUAACGUUUCCAAGUACUGAAUUCAAUGUGAAAACUCUUACAAAUAAGAUUGUUGUUAUGGUUGGUGAUCGACGUCGAAGAGUUCGACAAGCUGCCUUGGAUACGCUGGCAGUUUUGGCACAAAUCUACGAAACGGAGGAUAUACUACAAGUUGCAAAAGAUGUGGUUAAAGAUCGUCAUGAACGUCUGUCGAUAGUCGCAGCAAUAAGAGCCCGCCUUGCCAGAAAGUCGUUGCCAAUGGUGUCGGCUGAUGGUCUUGUUGUUUACGGAUUGCAGAUUUCACCAACUACUCAAAUAACCACUGGUGCUGAUGUAGAUUGGAUUGUAGCUGGAAGUGGUUCAGUAUCACCAGGCACAGGUCGAACAAGAGGACAAAUAAUUGCCACAUCCAAAGUAGCAAAUGAAUUAACCAGAAGAAAUGAAGAGGCGAAAAACAGUGAAAAUCGGUGGGCAGACUCCUCUAACGUAUACUCAGCAAGAGCCGAAGGUCCUGGUGAACAUUAUUUUGGAAAUAAGAUUAAGAGUGGCAGUAGAUUUCAAAAAAGUAUCCGACAUAAGGAGAAUAAUAAUAUUGAGGCAGCGGUUUCCAGCGAAAGUGUUAUCAAUUUCGAAGUUGAUCAAAGGUUAGAAGGUAAAUGUCGUGAAUUGUGCUCAGCACCAGGCAAAAUAAAUGAAACUUCGCUUGACGAAUCUGAAAAUUCGGAAAAAGUAGAUAAUUUCAAUUCUUAUAGAACUGAUUCGAAAGUUAAACAUUAUACACCUAAGAUUGAUGAUGUAUCUGAAGAGAAGUUUCGCAUGAGCAGUGCGCCUCCGCAAGAAAAAAUUAAUUUAAAAGUUGAGUCCAGAAUACCAAUUCUAAAUUCACGAGGGAACGAUAUGAAGGAUUCUGUUAACGCGCAGAGAAGAAAAAGUGGAACGCAAAUUCAUGAAAAACCACAUUCGAGUAUUAUGAACGGCAAAAUUUCGAGUAGUCAAUUCGAACGAAGUUCUAGCAAAAUUUCCGAACAUAAUGAAAGAAGAAGAUCUGGUAAUCUUUACAAGAAGAGAAAAAAUUUGUUAGAGUCAAGUACAAUUCAGUCUCAAGUUCAAUCCUCAGCAAGUUAUACCGUGAAUUAUUCUUACGAUUCAAAUUACGCCAAUUAUUUAUUACCCUCGCAAGUAAUUCCGACUCCUACAGCAAUUAGUAAUAACAGAUCAAUGAAUAAUGAAGGUAGGCCAAAAUCUUUAUCGGGAAAGGGUAAAAACACAAACAUCCUAUCACAUGAUCUUCAUAAUAAUUCCGAAAAGCAAAUACUGAGGACUCCGGAAAUUUUUAAAUACUCAAAGAAUGAUUCCAAACAAUCAUCGUUUCGACCACCGACUUAUGAAGAAACGUAUUCUUCAAUUUAUCAGAGACAACUACGGUAUAUGGAAGACAAUGUAGUUCGUCAGUCACCAAACAGAUCUGUUUCAUUUAGACAAAAUCAUUUUGAAUCUUUGGGAAAAAAUAUUUCAAGAAAUGAUAAUUUGAAGAAUAAAGUGGAUCAAGAGUUAAAAUUAACUUCCUCUCCAAAAAAUACUGAGAAAUCAUCAAAAUUACACAAUGCUAAUAAAUCUUUGGAUGACGAUAAAAUGUUUCCUCCAGUUUCAUUUGGUCCGAGUUACAAUUCAAUCUACAAUCCUUCCUACAACAGUGAAAAAGCGGGAGCUGAUGAAGAAACUUACAUUGAGAGAAACAGGAGGAAAUCAUCAACCCACAAUAUCAACUAUGUGGAAAGUAAUCAAGAAGAAAAGACUCAAAAUCAGGUGCAAAGCAUAUCACGAGCAGCCAGCGCAAGCAGUACCCUAUCAAAUGUAUCAAUUGACGGGAAUCUGAAAAUUAACAUUGAAAACGAUCUUCCUGAUCAUAAUGAGACAUUAAACAGCAACAAAAAUAGCCGAUCUCCUUCAUUAAAAAUUUCAACAGAGGACAAAGCUUUUGAUAUCAUUUCCGAAAAACUAAGUCCAAUUAGAAGAAAUUCAUUCGACUCCUUUACUGUUGCGAAUACAAAAUCACCUCUACCUUUAAAAUCGGAUGAUGCGAAUGUUGACAAACCCUUAAGUUCAGAAGAAGAGGACGAAGAAAAAGACAAUGAUGAUGACGAUGAUGAUUCUUUUGAAAGAACUGAAACUUUAGUAAAGUACAAUAAUGAGAAGGAAACUUUUAACGAGAGUGAAAAUAGUUCGGGAGAGGAUAACGUAUCAAGAAAUAUGGCUCGCACAAAAUCAGCUUCUUCAAUUUUAUCCGUGGAAAGUGCAUUGACUGCAAAAACAUCUGCAAUACUAAAUUCCGGUCUUUUGUCCAGUCAAUCAUUACGUGAAUUAAAUGAAGUUUCACCUUUAAGUAAAACCUUCAGUCCAAAUAAGUCAAAUCCAAAUUUUUCCAAUCGCUCUCUUUCAAACAGAAAUUCAGCAUCAUCAUUGGAACGUAUUCGCAGUCCACAGAAAAAGUGGAGUUCAAGUACAAUUGAUGAAACUGAUGGAACUCAAAAUUCUUCCGCCUACCCUCUAAAGAACAGUUCCUUCGAGACUCUUGAUUUCCGAAAUUCGCACAUCGAUGGUACAAAUUCGAAUGCCAUUCUCGCAAUGUCUAGAACUCAAACACCGGAAAUUUUUGAACGAGAAAAUGAAUCGCGAAUUAUUGACUCAAGUAGUUCGGAAAACACCCAAUUGUCUCAAAAAACGCCUCAACGUUUCAUUUCGGACCCGAUAUCACAUAAAGAAGAUACUUCAUCAACCCAAUCAACAGGUUCUGAGGAACCACUUGAAACCGUUGGCAAUGAAAAUAAUGGAAAUGCAAAUCAUAAUACAGUUCCACCUACAGCUUAUCAAUUGGCAUCUAGAAGGCAGCCUACAAAACUUAACAUGAAACCGAGAGGUAAUGUUUUAAGGGGAUCACGAAAUUCUGAAAAGGACAAGGCGAAGAUACAAUUGCAACAAUGUUUCUCUCAACUCGAAAGCAAAGACUGGGAAAUUACAAUGAAAGGCCUGCAUACCUUAUCGCAAAUUGCGAAACAAUCUCCUGAGCAACUAGACUCUUACACUCCUGGAACAAUUGUUCGAUUACUGGGAAAGCACGUUCGGAAUUUGAGAUCUCAAGUUUCUAGAGCGGCAUGCCUGGCUGCUGGAGAUAUUUUCGGUUUGCACAUACGAGGAAUCGAUCAAGAUCUGGAUGUACUAGCUGGUCCCUUACUCAUUCGAACUGCAGAUACAAAUAAAUUUCUCCGGGCUGACAGUAAUGCUGCACUGGAUUGUAUGGUGGAACACCUUCCUCCCAAUCGAACCAUUGUCAUGAUCGUAAAUCAUGGUGCCACGCACCAAAACGCAAUUGUUCGUGCAGCGACAGCAAGACUUUUGUGCGCAGUUGUUGAUCGUAUAGGGCCCGAUUAUGUAAUGCUUCUACCUCGAGAUGUACGGGACAAGUUACUGAGCACUGGAGCUAAACUUCUGAUAGAUGGAAAUCUUAACGCUAGGAAUCAUGCUAAAGAAAUAUUCCGACGACUCAUUCACUGCGAGGGAUUCAAGAAAGCAUUAAAGGAAGCUGUACCGGAAUCAACAUUACGUAACAUUGAAAAAACUCUUAGGUCUCUUUAGCAUAUAGAUGAACAUUUUUAAGACCAUUUUUAAAUUCAUUUGUUAUCGCGAUAUAUUAAAAUAGAGUGUGAUUUUAAAAGAAAUAGAGAUUUUAUCAUACUUGAUGAUUAAAUGCACAUUUGUUUGUAAUCUUCCACUUUACUUGUGAAACGAUAGGCAUGAUUGAAAUCCGAGAAACUCGCAUGAAUGAAAAAUAGAGUUGAAUUCUAUUCAGGUAGGAUAAAAUUUUAGUUUUUCAUAAGAAUAAUAAUAUUGAAAAGAAAUCUGGUUAUACAAAUAAAAAACAUUUGUAAGACUGGAAAAAGUUGAGAUAAAAAUUAACGAAUAAUUUAUUUCAACAAAGACUGGUUUAAUAACUCUUAAAGAUUUUAACUCUAUAAAUAGUCUUUUUGAAAAUGUAAACAUAAUCAGAGUGCCUUUAUAAACUGUCGAAAUUUGAUUUUCAAUUUUCUGUAAUAUUUUUUUAUCAAUGACGCUUUAACGUCUAACAUUCUUUCUAAGAAAAUUAGUAGAAAAGUCUGAAAUUAAACGGUAACAUUGACUGACUUUCAAAUGUUAUUUGAAAAAAAAAUUACAAAUGAAGAAAUUUUAAAUGAACAAUAAUUUUCAUGCAAUUACACAGAAAGGUUUUUAAGUUCAUAUAUGAGUAGGAAAAUCGUGCAUUUAUAUAUAAACAAGAUUUUUAACAUUUUUUCUAAAUUACCCACACUGAAGUUUGAAAUUGAAAAUCAUUUUAAAAAUUUUAUUUCCUAAGCUCGAUAAUGUCCUCCAAACACUUGUAGGAUUUUGAAAAAUUACUCACAUAGGAAGUGAUGUUUCGGAAAUAUUUUAUCGAAAGGUGUGCUUCGAAGGAAGUCGGUAGACGAACUGACUGAAAACACUGGGAGAGAGGAACUUAUAAAGCUUCGCGUCAGCUCGACAAGGGCGAGUGGUGGGGGAAAGAGGGCGACGCGUCUUGUGUGCGCCGUCGUCAUUCUCUCUCUGGCUGCGAGCUGUACGUGACUAGGAUGGCUAUGCCAUAUAACAACCUUUCAUUUACUUUGCAUUAAAAUAUUUCAAAUAUAUAUAAAAUUCUGUCUGGAAGCAUCAUGAAUUAUGUGAGUAAUAUUUCAAAUUUUUUUAAACAAGUGUAAUUAUAAUAGUCCAAUUUAAAACUAAUAUAAAUUAUUAAUAUUACUAAAUAGAUAACAUUUAUUUAAAAUAUUACAUAUUUUCUGGUCUAAUGAUUAUAACUAUUACUUUUAUGAAUUUAGUUCAAAUAUUUGCAUUAUUUAUUAAUUAAAUUCAACGACCAAUAUUGACUUGUAAAUAUUAUAAAAUCAUGAAUUCGCCGCAUUGAUUUUUGCGCACAAUUUCAUAUCAUUUACUUUCAUUAACAGGAAUAAGAAAAAUUUAUUAAUUAUAUAUUAAUUUAGUAAAAUUUACUCUAUCUUUUAAAAAUAGUUUCUGCCGAUUAGAGAAAAAU
Molecule: messenger RNA, 8704 nt
Organism: Leptopilina heterotoma
Lineage: Eukaryota; Metazoa; Arthropoda; Insecta; Hymenoptera; Figitidae
Exons: 27
Coding region: 754-7239 (2161 amino acids)
Biological process (GO): microtubule cytoskeleton organization
Cellular component (GO): cytoplasmic microtubule; cilium
Molecular function (GO): microtubule binding
Source: RefSeq, a predicted model, not a curated record